Vicugna pacos (alpaca) is the source of this 2523-nucleotide messenger RNA. Lineage: Eukaryota; Metazoa; Chordata; Mammalia; Artiodactyla; Camelidae. The record is from RefSeq and is a predicted model, not a curated record.
AUGCAGCUGGAUAGUCACACAUCCCUCUCUUCCCUCCCAGUGAACAGUGACAUGCUGGUCACGGACAAUAACGGCGCCGUCAAGCUUCCGCAACUGUGUAAGUUCUGCGACGUGCGCGCCUCCACCUGUGACAACCAGAAAUCCUGCCUGAGCAACUGCAGCAUCACGGCUAUCUGCGAGAAGCCGCAUGAAGUCUGCGUGGCCGUCUGGAGAAAGAAUGAUGAGAACAUCACACUAGAGACGGUUUGCCACGACCCCAAGAUCGCUUACCACGGGUUUGUUCUCGACGACGCGGCUUCUCCCAAGUGUAUCAUGAAGGAAAAGAAGGGGUCAGGAGAGACUUUCUUCAUGUGUUCCUGUAGCUCCGAUGAGUGCAACGACCACAUCAUCUUCUCUGAAGAGUACGCCACCAACAACCCAGACUUGCUGCUAGUCAUAUUCCAGGUGACAGGCGUCAGCCUCCUGCCGCCACUGGGCAUCGCCGUCGCCGUCAUCGUCACCUUCUACUGCUACCGUGUUCACCGGCAGCAGAAGCUGAGCUCGUCCUGGGACUCGGGGAAGCCGCGGAAGCUGAUGGAGUUCAGCGAGCACCUGGCCAUCAUCCUGGAAGACGACCGCUCCGACAUCAGCUCCACCUGCGCCAACAACAUCAACCACAACACGGAGCUGCUGCCCAUCGAGCUGGACACCCUGGUGGGCAAGGGCCGCUUCGCCGAGGUCUACAAGGCCAAGCUGCGGCAGAACACGUCCGAGCAGUUCGAGACCGUGGCCGUCAAGAUCUUCCCCUACGAGGAGUAUGCCUCCUGGAAGACGGAGAAGGACAUCUUCUCGGACAUCAACCUCAAGCACGAGAACAUCCUCCAGUUCCUGACGGCCGAGGAGCGCAAGACGGAGCUGGGCAAGCAGUACUGGCUGAUCACCGCCUUCCACGCCAAGGGCAACCUGCAGGAGUACCUCACCCGGCACGUCGUCAGCUGGGAGGACCUGCGCAAGCUGGGCGGCUCACUGGCCCGCGGCAUCGCGCACCUGCACAGCGACCGCACCCUGUGCGGCCGGCCCAAGAUGCCCAUCGUGCACAGGGACCUCAAGAGCUCCAACAUCCUGGUCAAGGGCGACCUCACCUGCUGCCUCUGCGACUUCGGGCUCUCCCUGCGUCUGGACCCGACUCUGUCUGUGGACGACCUGGCCAACAGUGGGCAGGUGGGAACUGCACGAUACAUGGCCCCAGAAGUCCUCGAGUCCAGGAUGAAUUUGGAGAACGUUGAGUCCUUCAAGCAGACGGAUGUCUACUCCAUGGCCCUGGUGCUCUGGGAGAUGACGUCCCGCUGCAACGCGGUGGGAGAAGUCAAAGAUUACGAGCCUCCGUUCGGUUCCAAGGUGCGGGAGCACCCCUGUGUGGAAAGCAUGAAGGACAACGUGCUGAGAGACCGGGAACGGCCGGAGAUCCCCAGCUCCUGGCUCAGCCACCAGGGCAUCCAGACGGUGUGUGAGACACUGGCCGAGUGCUGGGACCACGACCCCGAGGCCCGGCUCACCGCGCAGUGCGUGGCCGAGCGCUUCAGCGAGCUGGAGCAUCUGGACAGACUCUCGGGGAGAAGCAGCUCGGAGGAGAAGAUUCCCGAAGAUGGCUCCCUGAACACUACCAAAUAGCUCUUCCGGGCGGCCCGGCCGAGUCUGCGGAGGCCGCCCCUGUGGCCAAAGACCAGAGGCAGCAGGAAGCCGCCCCUGAACGAUGCUUCCUGGAACCCGGGGUCGCCCCCCUCCCCACGCAGGGCAGAAACCCCCGCGGCGGGAAGGGGGUGACAGGAAGCAUCCUGUGCCUUUGACGUUGUCAUAGGAUAAGCUGUGUUAGCACUUCCUCAGGAAAUGAGAUUGAUUUUUUACAAUAGCCAAUAACAUUUGCACUUUAUUAAUGCCUGUAUAUAAAUAUGGAAUAGCUAUGUUUUAUAUAUAUAUAUCUAUAUAUGUCUAUAUCUAUAUAUUCAGCCAUACUCUGGAAAGAGGCGAGGAAAAAGAUCAAAUAUUCCCAGGAAAUGGGUUUGGUUGGAGAGCUCCGCACGGAGUGCAGAAGGGAGUGCUCUGGGACAGCCUCAGCACUUGGCAAUCACGCAUGCGCGGGUUCUCUGCGCACACAGGGGCCUCCGCCUUCCGAGGAGGGCUCCGCGACCCAGAGUCUGCUAUGGCCACGUUGCACUUGCUUUUGCAAAGUACUAAUCCCUCGCGCUGGGUCGUCUCCUGGCUGUGGAUCUGAUUACAGUCACACUAUUGGGGGACCAGACCCUGGGGUCCUCGUGUGCAUCAUCUCUCCUCAACUUUUCACCGGGGCUUCACGCCCACAUCCAAUUUGAAAACCUCCUUCCUGAGCUAGCUCAGAAACUUUGCCCCAUUUCUAGUUGCUUAAACGUUUGGAACCCCAUUUUUUCACCUUCACAGGCUGCAGAAAAAUCCGAAGGAUGAAUGUCCCCAUCCGUGAAAUUGCCACGUCAUCUGCUAAUGAGAAAUUGUUCUUAAAAAAAAAAAAAA